ACCCAGACUACGUCACACUCAUCAUCGCUUUUUGCUGGGCUUCGUCAAACACACAUACACAGACACAGACAAGUCCUCAAUUUGACAAUGUUGCGAUUAAUAGCCACGCGCCGUACCACUUUGGCUGCUUUGAAGAACAAAGGUGUUUGCCGUUACAGCACCAGCCUUCAGCCCACCGCCAAAGAAGUCGCUCCCAGUGUCGCUCAGUCUCCUAACCGUGCUACUACAUGGAGCCGCGAUCAACGUCCUAAGAACGAGGCCAUGGUUGGCCCCCGUUUCGAACAAAUGGAUUUAGAAGCUCAGCCCAACGGUAUGGCCGCCAUUGAAUUGAUUGCCGAGGAACCCGUUCACUUUGUCAACAAGCGUAUCGCUUCCUGCGAUGGAGGCGGCGGUGCUCUUGGUCAUCCUAAGGUGUACAUCAACUUGGAUAAGCCUGGCGCUCACGCAUGUGGUUACUGCGGUAUCCGUUUCCAAAUGGAAGAUCAUCAUCACUAGAAAAGAUUUGUCAACUAUAAUUGCAUCGGCAAAGAAGCUUACAACCUCGACAACAACAACAUCAAUCAAACUAAAAGACAAUAAAUCUCGAAGAAUAAAUUUCUUUCUUGUUGCUACAUAUACACCCAUCAGAAAAGGAAAUUAAGGA
This is a messenger RNA of Zychaea mexicana, 643 nucleotides long. RefSeq names its product zinc-finger domain-containing protein. The record is from RefSeq and is a predicted model, not a curated record. Gene Ontology annotation, biological process: mitochondrial electron transport, NADH to ubiquinone. Lineage: Eukaryota; Fungi; Mucoromycota; Mucoromycetes; Mucorales; Lichtheimiaceae. Bases 88 to 495 code for a protein of 135 amino acids. The transcript is spliced from 4 exons.